UUACUGAAUAAAAAAACAACACCAAAGUCUUGGGCGAUGAGCUGGUUCGCGUCAUUCUUAUCCGGGCCUAGAUCUUCUCGAAAAAAGCCUAGACGUUCUGAAGAUUUUCAGAGCAAGAGCACUAUCCCCCAGCCGAUGAUUAAAAUCCUUCUUCCGACUAGUUUAUCUGGCCAAGCUGAAAGCCCUUCGCCUAGUUUAUCUAACCAACCUCCGGUGAUGGAAAGCCCUUCGCCUAGUUUAUCUGACCAACCUCCGGUGAUGGAAAGCCCUUCUCCGGUGGCGAGGAAGUACAGGAAAAUCGCCUUGUUGAAGGCAGCUGGCGUACAAGUGGAUCUUAAUGAGUACAAAAACUUAGAUAAGAUCGACAAGCUUCUCCAAAACGGCGCUGUUUACAACGAUCAGAAGAUGAGGUAUUGGGUUGAUCUUGGAGAACGGGACUGCUUCGCAAUCUAUGCUAGGGGGCUCAACAUCGACAGCGGUCAUAUAAGUAAAUAUUGGCAGUGGCCGACAGACAGCGAUGGCAUCGAAAUGGCGGAAGCAAUGAACAUAAAGUGGCUAGGAGUCAGUGGUUCGUUUAGGACAGUAUACCUGGAGCAAAUGGUUCGAUACAAAGUCUCGUUUCGGCUGAAGACGACGCCAUCGAGCACCAUGGCAGGAAAGGUGGUGAACCUGGCACUGACUCUCCCGGACGGGACCAAACAAGAGACGCGGGCGAUGUUGCCUGCAGUCCCAUCGUCAGGCAACAGCUCGUGGACCGAACUGGAGGUCGGACAGUUCUGCAUGACGGCGCGGAAUUUGGGCGAGAUAAAAUUUGCCAUGGAGAAAGCGUUUGAAAGUUGGGAGACGGGGCUCGUCAUCAAGGGCGUUGAGAUCAAGGCCGUGUGAUCACAAGCAGUUAUUUAUACAAUAAGAGCAAUUGCGGAGGAUUUGCCUUCACGGAAAUGACUAUAGUGAUAAGUGUGUAUGGUCGCACGUGCCUGUUUCCUGUGCGUUUGUCUUAGUUAGUAAUAGUAAAUGUGUACAAAUAUUUUUUAUUUCCAGACCCGUUCUCUUAUUAGAAAAUGUCUCAUACAUGAAAGCAUUCGGUGAUAAUUGUCAGAAUAAGUGA
Molecule: messenger RNA, 1108 nt
Organism: Eucalyptus grandis
Lineage: Eukaryota; Viridiplantae; Streptophyta; Magnoliopsida; Myrtales; Myrtaceae
Product: lectin-like
Exons: 3
Coding region: 37-885 (282 amino acids)
Source: RefSeq, a predicted model, not a curated record